CACAAAUGCAGACUCAGGACAUUGGUCUUGUGCGACUCCGAUACACAUAGCAGGGAUUUAGCGGCCCCGACUUCGGUCCCAUCUCACUUAAUUGGUCUACUUGCUCGUCCUCUCAUGUGCAGCAUACCCUGCUACCAUCAAUGGCGGCUGCAUGGCGAUCAAUGAAGGGCUUCUCGAAUCCGGACUCUACACCGCAGCCUUCCGUCUCCAAAUGGCAAUAUUGCCUGACACGCUUACUCGCUUGGCUGACGACGUCCUUGUUGCCCCUUGAACGCACUGCGUCUUCUCGAUAGUGCUUACAUGCUAUACAUUUAUGCAACUUUUUCAAUGGAGGCCUGACCAAGGCCAGCAAGAAAGUCUUUCGCCGCAGACUCAGGAACAUUUAGCCUGCCGUGGAUGAUUUCUUGCAGUACUCUAUGUGAGUCUGAGCCUCCUGCGAUUAAGCAUGCGCUUUGCGAUUAAGAAGUCAUCUGCAGGUCAUGGUUCUGGCAUUUCUAGCAUCCGUCUUUUGUUUGCUGUGUCUGUUGGCUUUUCUCUUGUACUCUAAAGACUUUCGACGCUGGCUGCCCACCUAUUCAGAACAGCAACACAGUUCAGCAAACCUUUCAACACCCCGCAUCAGCAGAGAUCCAGCUCUGAUCCGUCCAGACUAUGAUGUUGUCAUUAUCGGGUCAGGUUAUGGAGGCGGAGUGGCAGCAUCACGGCUGGCAAGAUCCGGAAAGAGGGCUGGUCAAUUCCCACAUACAUUGAAGGCAGCUCUGCGAGAGUCUCGCGUGAACGACAUAUGCCCUGGGAGGCAACGUACCUUGGGCAAAGCAUCUGGCUUGUACCAUAAAUACAAAGGCAAGGGGCAGGACGUGUUCUCUGGAUGUGGAUUGGGUGGUUCCAGUCUGAUCAAUGCCGGAGUCUUCCUCAGAGCAGAAAAUAGGAUAUUCGAAGGUCCAGAGUGGCCAGUCGAGAUUCGAGAGAACAGUGAUGGCUUGAAGCAGUACUACCAGAGAGGCGAGCAAAUGUUUCGGCCAUCUCCAUACCCCGAGAGUUUACCGAAACAACAGAAGUUGACUGUCUUCGAGUGUCAAUCAAAGGAUCUUGUUCUCCACGAUCGCCUCUAUCUACCACCGCUGACCACAAGCUUCGACAAUUGCAUUAACAGCGCUGGAGUGACGGUGUGCCAGUCGACAGGCUCUGGGAACGAAUGUGCCGGUGUGAACGAUGGAUCGAAGAACUCUGUCUUAGUGACUUACCUAGCCGACACCUGGACUUGGGGAGCUGAGAUAUUUUGUGGCGUUGAUGUGAAGCACGUCCGUAAACUUGAUCACGAAAAAGAACUCGUAAUCCUUGGAGCAGGUGCUGUGGGCACAACAGAGAUUCUUCUGCGUUCUCGCUCUUACGGUCUCCCUGCGUCGCCUCUUCUCGACCAGAGGUUAUCCGGCAAUGGGGACUUACUGGCGUUCGCAUAUAAUUGCAAGCAAAGUUUAAAUGCCAUCGGUGGAGAGACAUCCUCAAUAUCACAUCAUGAACGCUGCGGUCCCACGAUUACAGCGUGCAUAGACAUGAGGGGAACCGGAGAAGCACCAAACUCAAUGCUCAAAGCCGGAAUCCCCAUGACGUAUUCAUACAAGAGACAAACUCUCAUGAAAGCCAUCGCGAGUAUGAAGAUUUGGAUACUAGGCCCCUACUACGCCGGAGGGAGCGUAAAUCGCACUGCGGUCUAUUUGGUCAUGUCAUAUGAUGAGAACGAGGGGACUAUGGAAAUAUCAGACGUGAAAACAAACUUACAGUGGUCGGGAAUCGGCGCUGAAUCGAGAAACGAUCAUAUCAAAAAUCUGCCCGCAGGCGCAUCGGCGAGUAUUGGAGCAACAUACGUCCCGGUGCCAUCUGUGUGA
Molecule: messenger RNA, 1886 nt
Organism: Didymella exigua CBS 183.55
Lineage: Eukaryota; Fungi; Ascomycota; Dothideomycetes; Pleosporales; Didymellaceae
Product: FAD/NAD(P)-binding domain-containing protein
Exons: 5
Coding region: 480-1886 (468 amino acids)
Molecular function (GO): oxidoreductase activity, acting on CH-OH group of donors; flavin adenine dinucleotide binding
Source: RefSeq, a predicted model, not a curated record